UCAACCUAGGAGGCUGACGUAUCCCGCACAGUCAGUGCAGAACUGGGUUGCAAUAUCAAUAACAAGCGGCAUAAUACCGCUGGAUAAUCGGCGUUACGUGCUUUUAAAUACAGGAAUCCUCUGAGGCCUAAUGAAGGAGAUUUGUAUGGGUUUUCACAGCCAUAUGCUGGUAAGAAGAAUGUGUCACUUAGUUUAGUGGUUUCGUUAUCUAUAAGGAGGGCGUUGCAUGAAAGGCAGAUAGGAGGCAUAAGGUACACGGACCGAAGCAUGCCCUUCAUCGAGUGCAGUGCGCGUUUCUAGCCAAAAUCGGGUAAUUCAGAGUGAUGCAUUUGAAUGUUAAUGACUAGAAUACGUGGAUUUUCGUUUUAUUGUUGUAAUACUGAGGGACACUGUAAAAUAUUAGAUAAACCAAACAAAUCAAAUGCGAAAAUGCGAAUUGGAUGGCCAACCUGAUGUUCACCAUCGCACUUAUCCCCGCGUCUGCCGCGUUGCUAUGCUGUGAAGCUGGUCGUGAUAACGGGGACUCGAGCCAUGCUUCCCGGGGUCGGAGUGUUUGGCACCAGCUUGACUGCGCGGGUUAUUAUUCCCCUUUUGAAGAACGAAGGAUUCGCCGUCAAGGCAUUAUGGGGACGAACUCAGGAGGAAGCGGAGGAGCUGGCCAAGGAAAUGGACGUACCAUUUUAUACCAAUAAAAUCGACGAAGUUUUGCUUCAUCAGGAUGUGGACUUAGUAUGCAUCAACCUGCCGCCACCUUUGACGCGGCAGAUUGCCGUCAAAACAUUAGGCAUCGGUAAGAAUGUGAUCUGUGACCGCACUGCAACGCCGUUGGAUGCCUUCCGCAUGAUGUCGGCCGCGCAGUACUACCCUAAGCUGCUGAGCAUCAUGGGCAACGUGCUGCGCUUCUUGCCCGCUUUCGUGCGGAUGAAGGAGCUGGUGGAGGAGGGCUACGUGGGGGAGUUGCUGGUCUGCGAGGCCCAGGUCCACAGUGGCAGCCUGCUGGGUAAGAAGUACAACUGGAGCUGCGAUGACCUGAUGGGUGGCGGGGGGCUGCACUCCGUGGGCAGCUACAUCAUCGACCUGCUCACCUUCCUGACGGGCCAGCGGGCGGCCAAGGUGCACGGUUUCCUCAAGACCUUCGUCAAGCAGACGGAGCACAUCUGCGGCAUCCGCCAGAUCACCAGCGACGACUUCUGCACCUUCCAGAUGGUGCUGGAGGGCGGGGCCUGCUGCACCGUCACGCUCAACUUCAACGUGCCCGGCAACUUCCGCCAGGAGGUGAUCGUAGUGGGCACGGUGGGACGACUGACCGUCAGUGGGACGGACCUUUAUGGCCAGAAGAACACCACGGAGGGAGGUCCGGAGCUGCUGCUGAAGGACAACACCCCGCUGGAGAAGGCCUCCCUCCCGGACAAGGCUUUCAGCGACAUCCCCUCCCCCUACCUGACGGGAACCAUCCGCAUGGUGCAGGCUGUGCGGCAGGCCUUCCAAGACCAGGACGACCGGCGCACGUGGGACGGGACGCCGCUGACGAUGGCGGCCACCUUCGAGGACUGUUUGUACGCGCUGUGCGUGGUGGACACCAUCAAGAAGUCGAACCAGUGCGGCGAGUGGCAGAGCAUUGAGGUCAUGAAGGAGGAGCCGGAGGUGAGCCCGGCGUACCUGAUCAGCGAGGCCAUGCGGCGCAGCAGGAUGUCACUCUACUGCUAGCCACGACACCACCACAGACCACCUGGUGCUAGACUGCGGAGGGAGCUGUCACUGUGCCCUUAUUUGGCUGGCUGUCCGACCAAUAUGGGAUAUGGUAUGGGUUCUUGUUCCCUGGUCAUCCUCCCUUAAAAAACAGUGAUGUGUGAACUGCAAUGAGUUCCCUUCAGUGUCUUUGUCCCCUUUCCUGCAUGAUCUGUUCUGGGCCACCGCGCCUCACAUCAUGGGUCCGAGACUGAGGGCGAAUAAAGAGCAACUCCAAAAGGAUAAAGCUGUUGCUAUUAAUGCUACAGACGGGACAUCGCUGUGGUCUCCCUGUACCUCUACUGAUGUGUGGGUAUGAAACCCAGGGGGCUCCAGCGCUUUGGUCCCUGUCUCUGUGUGUCGAUUGUGUGUGUGCGAAACCAGAGAGCGAAAACACUGAAAAAUCAAUAGUUUGGCUGGUAGGGCUUUUAAUGAGGUCCCUCCCUACGGUAAAGUAUGCAAUAAAUCUAGAGUUCCAGGCUAGAGGAAUGAUGUCAUCCUGCCUGAACCAAGGGAAUGCCUUUUCAUUGCCUGUUUCAAGUUUUUUUUUGUGGAAUCACGCAUUUAUGCAAUUGACAGACACGCAUUAUCUGUAGAAGGUGAUAUAAUCCUGCGCUACGCAGUUGUUUAAGUGUAGGCGCGUGUUUUCUACCCCCGUGUUUCCACUCUCAAGGUCAUCGCGUACUUUAGGCAGCUCGGUUAGCGUUUGCAUGCACUGAAGCUUCGCGCUCAGCAGCGAAAAUGUGAAGUAAAACCAUCAGUUACAGCGUCCUUUAAUGCAUGAAUGGGAUACUAGCAUGCAUGAACCUUUCAGCUUUACACAGACUCCCCUAGCAACUCUCAGCUGGUAGGGGUAACUGGCUGCAUAGUCGGUUGGAAUAUACCGUAUGGCUUAGUGCCACUAAGGGCAAAUAGAACGUGGCCUAAAUUUCUUAUCUUGACUGAAGACUACUCAUUUUACAUGUAUUCAUCCGCAUUAGUUAUUGGAGAGACUGGUGGAAUAACACAUUAACCUAAGAGCCAAAACGUUGAUUUUUUAUCACGCUCUAACCUACUGUUUCUGAUUUGUGUUCUCAAAUUAUGCUGCAUCAACAUCUGCACAACCCUACUUAUUUCUUGUAUAUAGGAACGUUUAAAAUGAUAAACGUGUAUUUUAUUUGUUUUUAAGCUACCUGCAAAAAGACAGGAACCUGAAACAUGUUUUGAUACACACACUGUUUGGUAUUUAUUUUUACCUGAGGACUGAUUGGUACUGUAUGGGGAGGGUUGUCUAGUCAGUGGAAGACAUGGGGAUUGGGGGGGAGAGGCCUCUGAGCACUAAGUUCUUGUCCUUUGUGUGGGGGGUCUAUAGAAAAUAAUGUACAUUCGCAUUUAAGUAAUUUAGUUUACCAGAGCCACCUACAGCGGUAAAUACAGAAGAUACUUCUGAAUCAUGUAGUUCUCCUUUGUAUUUAGUUUUGAGGUGCAUCCAUUUUAAGGAUUAUGUUAACUUUCUUCGCUUUUAUGGCAUUUUGAAAUUAGCCUCCGUCCGGUCCAGUUGUAUUGUUCUGCGUUUAUGCUUCACCAAUGUGAUGUAUUGUUAUUGACAGUGGAUUUGGGGAAAAUGGUUCUCUUUCAGACAUUUCCCAAUUACCAACUAACAACACACAGAGUACUCCUCAUCUGCCUUAGCUGGGACUCUAGCAGCACUAGGAUAAUCUCAGAUUGAGUAAUCAGACAGGUCCAGAUUCUGGCCUCAUUGAAACCUGAUAAGAUAUCACACUCACAACACAUGACUGGGCUAAUUUGUACAUAAGUUUAUCACAAGAGGACCUUACCUGUGUCCACUGAGACCUCUUGUAACAAACAUCAUUUGAUCUGUUCUAUGAAAAUGUUGAUGUCUGAUUUUGGUCUUAAUUCUCAGUCCUGGACAGGGCCUGUAUUGAUAUAGCGCCUCAGAGGAGGAGUGCUGAUUUGGUAUCAGAUUUCGUCCAUCUUAUUUGUUAAUAUCUUCGAAGUAAAUCUGAUCCUAGAUGCUUUGUUCAUAUCGGCCUCGGCCUGUGUAAGAGUCCCCAGUGACAUGGUGGUCUUCCAUCAGAGAGAGGGAGGUUCACCAUCCAAAGAGCAUUUAUUACAGGUGCUGUAUAUUAAUUUGACCAUUUCAUUGUUACAGUAAUUUUUCCAAACUGCAGUUAAAUACAAAUUCUGAGGUAUAAAAUACUUGGGAAGUAUUCCGAUCCAGACUCAAUGUGAUGUAGACUGUAACGUCCAGCGUAUGGCGUAGUGUUUGGAUGGAGCAGGGAGUUUGAGCAACCAGACAAUAUGAUUCCCUGUUGAGGCCUUACGGGAAGGACGUAGGACCAAUGGUUUAAUCCCCAGUCCACCAGUCUGGCUGGAACCCUAUAGCUUUGCAGUACAGAACAAAAAUCUCAGAAGAAAAAAUAUUUAAAUCUAACAGUUAAUGCCAACCCUCGAAAAAACGUGACUGUGAACACUGCUAACUCACAUUUAAUAUAUUUCCCCAAAUCCUAAUUUUUGUCAGGUGAAAUAGAAUAGAUACAAACUACAGAAGACUCCCUGUGAGGUUUUAUUCCUGCACACAGUUGCGUUUUAGGGUUAAUCUUGAUGAGAUGUCCAGAGGCUGUUUACUUGGGCCAGUCCGGACAAAACUGGGUUAGGGAUUAUUUUAAUAUUAUAUGUGAAAUUAUAAUUUGCUGGUGUGUUAGAUUUCAUGCAAUGGUUGUCAGUUAAAUUAUGUACUGUUUAAUUUAAUGUUUUUAUGCUAUAAUUCUAUUUUUGUAUUUUUUCUUAAUCAAGUAGAUGUUUCAGGUCACAGCUAAUUUGUUGAAGCUUUAUGAUAAAAAUGGAAAUGGAUUUCAAUGGAAAGCUGUAUUGACGUGAAAUUGCAACUACUGGAAUAAUCUUACUGUAGUGACUACAACUGGAACAUGUGUAUAUUACUGUACCUGAAGGUGUUACCCUUGAACUCAGUAGAUGUCUUUUAACUGUACGCUUUGGAGUCACCGUCUGUCUGUAUGUGUGUUUGAUUCAAAAAAUAGUCAUAUUGCCAAUUCGUUAGUCAUUGCUCAGUUAGACUGUGGCUUCUAAUGGUGCAUCCAGCUCUAAAAAAAGAGAGAAAAAACUUGAAACGCAGGGGAGAUGUUACACUUUGCAUUGUUAAGUGUGUGUGCUUGUUGUACUUCGUUUGCUGAAAGGUGAAUAUUUUAGAUGUUCUCCUUGGUAUGCCAGCAUUUACAAACAACGGUUGCAAUUGGGGGUUUAUAACUUUAAAAUGUGGUUCGGUCAUAUGACUCCUCCGUGCCCACUCUCCCAGACUCGGAGGGGGACAGGUCUGUUCAUAAUGAGAGAAGCAGCCUCAAAGAGGUGCUUCUUGUGCACACUCAGUUCGUCACCUAGCAACCAGCGUGGCAGCCACAGUGCCAAAACUCAGCGCGCCCCCCCCCCAGCCUCGUUCUUUCAUCUGUCUCAGUCUCUCUGUCUGUGUGUCUCUCAUUUAGUCCGACUGAGCCGCGGCAUCGAGGCACAGCAGGUGGGUUAGGCCAGUGAUGACAUCCAUCAUUAUCAGUUUUUCCCAGUUGUUUCCUAUGAUCUCUAACAAGGCCGGUCUCUCCCUCUAUCUCUGUCUCCAUCUGUUCCUCCCUGUCUCUAUCCCUCGCUUUCUCUCUUUUUCUGUCUCCCUCCUUUCUUCUCUGUCCAUGCAUUAGGUUCACCAUUGUGUGAUUUUAAACAAUGUCACAGACAAACCGGCCCCCUGGCAAGGAAGCUGACAUAAAGUCAUCUAACUAAAAAUAGAAUAAAAUGUUGAUAAUGGUAUUUUCAGCUGUCAUUUCCCAUGCUUUUAGUUUUUCCUUCACACUGAGGAAACCCUAAACCUUUCUUCUCUUUGCCCGACUUUUUCCUUGACUCAUGGCCGGACAACAGACAGCGAUCUGGCCCGAUUGUCCCGGACCCUUUGUUUACUGGACUCAGGAGGUCAGAGGUGGUGACCAUGGUGACCACAGAAAACGGCACCAUACACUAUUCCCUAGGGUCUGUCUCUGUAUAUGUCCAUCGACAUCUUUCUUUAUGUCUCUGUACUUCUGUGUCUCUCUGUCACUAUACAGUACUUUGCAAUGGUUUUAGGCACCUGAAAGGCAAACUAAAGCCAUUUAUUUGGGUAGUGUUUGUAAAUAUAUGGAUAUUUAUAUAUAUAUAUUUGACUUUCAGGUGCCUAAGACUUGCACAGUACUGUAUGUCUCUAAAUGUCUGUAAAUGCUGGCAUGUUUAAGGAAAUGUCCAUCCUGAUGCUGUAUUGAUGUUAUUUGGCUAUUUAUUGUACUAUUAUGUAUAUCGUGGACGCAUGGACCUUUGUAUAUAUUUUUAACCAACAGGCGCAUAUUUAUCAGACUUAAACUAGAGAAUGUACUGUAGAAAUAUAUUUAUAUCUAUAUUUUCUAUAUAUCAAGAAAAUUACAGCUGUGGUUGGUUGUUGGGUGAAAAAUGUGUGUUUGGGGUGGGGUGGGGAGGGGCCUGAAUGUCAUUAUUGGCUGUCAUCUUUGCUCUGUUUUCUGUAUAUGAAAAGGCAUGAUUGUGUGCGUCUGUUAAUGGAGGGGCGCUUCAUUCCCCGGGCUGGCUCUGUCAGUGUCCUUAUGUCAGUGUUGUAAUGUGUGAUCUCUCUACUCUAGUGGUCUGCAUCGCUACGGUCUGUCUGUCUGUUCAUGGGAGUAUGUGCGUUUGAAAAAACCAAGAGAUGGUGAGAGAGUGUUUGUGUUUCUUGGGGAUGAUGUGUCUCGUUUUGAACCAUUUGCCCCGUUUUUCAUGAAAGCCUGCACCUACAUGAUUUACUUGUCCGAUGCUGCCGUUUCUAUGGAGUAAAAAAAAACAUUUAUCCUA
This is a messenger RNA of Esox lucius (northern pike), 6600 nucleotides long. It is a transcript of the gene gfod1, whose product is annotated as glucose-fructose oxidoreductase domain-containing protein 1. Lineage: Eukaryota; Metazoa; Chordata; Actinopteri; Esociformes; Esocidae. The transcript has 2 exons. Bases 532 to 1707 code for a protein of 391 amino acids. Gene Ontology annotation, molecular function: nucleotide binding. The record is from RefSeq and is a predicted model, not a curated record.